Candidozyma duobushaemuli is the source of this 963-nucleotide messenger RNA. It is a transcript of the gene CRL1, whose product is annotated as Rho family GTPase. Gene Ontology annotation, biological process: small GTPase-mediated signal transduction. The transcript has a single exon. The record is from RefSeq and is a predicted model, not a curated record. NCBI's taxonomy places the organism in Eukaryota, Fungi, Ascomycota, Pichiomycetes, Serinales, Metschnikowiaceae. Gene Ontology annotation, molecular function: GTP binding; GTPase activity. Bases 1 to 963 code for a protein of 320 amino acids.
AUGUCAUUCAAACUGCCGCUUGACCUCCAGAAUGACUACGUCAAUCCCUACAAUCGCUCCCCUACAAGGACCCCCAAGUCUCCAAGGAGCCCGUUGAUAAACGAUAGUCCGAUUAUCCCCAAAUAUAAGAUGAUGCCACAAGUGGCGAAAAAGGCGCUGUACAAUAUGAAAGCAGUCGUGGUAGGUGACGGUGGAUGUGGUAAAACCUGUCUUUUGGUGAGUUACGCCCAGAACAAGUUUCCUGAGAUAUAUGUGCCCACAAUCUUCGAAAACUACGUCACCAGUGUGCAGUCGCCCAACGGGAAGACCAUUGAAUUGGCAUUGUGGGACACAGCGGGCCAGGAGGAGUACGACCGCUUGAGACCAUUAUCGUACCCUGACUCUGAUGUGAUUAUCAUCUGCUUCGCCUUGGACAACUUGACGUCUUUGCAGAAUAUCAAAGAUACGUGGUUUCCCGAGGUGAACCACUUCUGCCCCGGUGUGCCUGUUUUGCUUGUGGGCACCAAGUCUGACUUGCCCAAUGACAUUGACCCUGACAUACCGCUUCAGCUUGCACACGAAAUCAAUGCCAUUGGCUACAUCCAAUGCUCGGCCAAGACCAUGUUCAACAUCCAGGAUGUGUUCAACUUUGCACUCAACCACUUUCAGAAAGGCAAGGAGAUGGAGGAGCAGGUGGAGAAGUCCAGAAACAGACUCAGCAGGGUCAUGGGCGGCAGCCACCUGCGAAACCACCUGAGAGGCAAUCUGAGAGGAGGUCAUUCUCGAACAGGCAGUAAUAAGAGCAACAAGCAUUUCCCGCAUGCUUCGGUUGGGCUGAGUGUGCUUUUGGACCUGCCCCUUGUGGAGGACGAUUAUCAGCGAAACCCGUACGAGCUGAGUCCCAACCCGCAACUGAAGUAUAAUGAGGACGAGUUGGCGUUUGCACGGAGGAAGAAGAGCAGCCGCAAGUGUGUGAUAUUGUAG